Molecule: messenger RNA, 2154 nt
Organism: Sceloporus undulatus (fence lizard)
Lineage: Eukaryota; Metazoa; Chordata; Lepidosauria; Squamata; Phrynosomatidae
Gene: CPN2
Product: carboxypeptidase N subunit 2
Exons: 2
Coding region: 295-1962 (555 amino acids)
Cellular component (GO): plasma membrane
Molecular function (GO): protein binding
Source: RefSeq, a predicted model, not a curated record
GAAGGAAGGAAGGAAGGAAAGCCAGAUGAGUCUUCAGCAGAAGAGCAAGUCCUGGGGGCAGGAGGGGAGGGACGGUGGCUGGAUCGCAAGGCCUGGCACCGAGGCAGUCCGUUUCCAUGGGUCAUCCCCAGCCAGGAAGAAGGGCUGCAAGUUCCCUGCUUUGGAAAGGCCUGGGUGCAAAUCUCCAGCUCCAAUGUUAAAGCAGCAGCUUUUUUGGUUUCUCGCUGCAGCUGGCAAAGGCUCCCCAGGAAAAGAGAUUCCACCUGAAACAUUAGGAAGAGCUUCCUGACAGGCAUGUGGACCUCCAGGGGUUGUUCCCUGCUGCUGCUGCUGCUGCUGCUGUGGUUCUUCCUGGGCAACGUGGCCCACUCCUGCCCGGCCCUGUGCCAAUGCUACGGGAACGUGACUGUCUUCUGCGCCGAGGAGGGCCUCGUGGACGUGCCGGAGGGGAUCCCCGCCAACGCCACCCAGCUCUUCUUCGUGGAGACCUCCCUGGGGUCCAUCCGGAGUGGGGCCUUUGCCAACAUCAGUGCCCCCCACCUCCGCAAGCUGGUCUUCCUUGGCAGCCCACUGAGUUCUCUGAGUGAGGCGGCCUUUGCAGGGCUGACCAGCCUGCAGGAGCUGGAUAUCUCCUCCAGCCUCUUGACUGCCCUGAGCAGGGAGAGCUUCCAGGGCCUGGCCGGCCUGAGCACUCUCUCCCUCACAUUCAGCCCCCUGGAGACCCUGGAAGAGGGGAUCUUUAGGAACACCCCGGCCCUCCGGACGCUCCACCUGCAAGGGAACAGGAUCAGGGCUCUGCUCCCGAGCAUCUUCCACCCAGUGAGGGGCCUGGAGACCCUCUCCCUUGCCCAGAAUGGCCUGGCCAGCCUGGCAGGGAGGGCCUUUGCCCUGGUGCCCCACCUGCAGGUUCUGAGGCUAAGCGACAACAACAUUUCUUCCCUCCCGGCAGAAGUCUUCCUGCCUCUCCCUGACCUCCGCGAGCUCUUCCUAGACGGGAAUGCCCUGGCCAUGCUGCCCACUGGGGUCUUCUCCCAGCAAUCCCACCUGCGACGGCUCCACCUCCAGCACAAUGCCCUCCAAGGCCUGCGGACUGCCAUCUUCUCCUCCUUGGCCAACCUGACCUUCCUGCACCUGGACAGCAACCGGCUGAAGGAGCUUCCAGAGGGGCUCUUUGAGGGGACCCCCCACCUGGUGGAGCUCUCCAUGGCCCACAACCAGCUGGAGACCCUCCGAGAGGGGCUCUUUGCCACCCUCCCCCGCUUGACCAUCCUAUCCCUGUCCCACAACCGCCUCCACCGCUUGACCGCCGGCCUCUUCCAGGGGCUGCCGGCCCUCGCCAGGCUGCAGCUGGACCACAACAACCUCAGUGGGCUUCCCCAGGAUCUGCUGGCCAACCUCAGUGGCUUGGAGGCCUUGGACCUUUCGCACAACCGGCUGGCCACCCUGCCAGAGGGCAUCUUUGACUCCAACUUUGCCCUCUUCUAUGUGGCUUUGGGGCGCAACCCCUGGGCAUGCGAUUGCCACCUGGGCUACCUGGCCGACUGGCUCCUGUACGCUGACCCCCUUGUCAAUGCCCAGGCCCUCUGCCGCAGUCCGGCUGACCUCCAGGGACUGACCCUCCCGGCGGUCAGGAGGGAGCAGCUGGCAUGCCCCCGACGCCCCCCAGGACCUUCCCGCUGCCGGACAGAGGCUCAGGAGCCCCCCGAGGAGGAGGCCAGCCCCCUGACCCAGUGCGCUUACCAGGACGCAGAGGGGGGCCUCCAGGUGACCUGUGACCCAGAAGCGUGCCACCAUCUCAGGCUGACCCUUCCUCCGGGCGACGGUGGUGUGCCAGGCGCAGGGCAGCGUUUCAGUGGGAACUGGACACUGGACAAUGGCUGUGGGAGGCUGAGAGUCGAGGUCUCUGUGACCAUUGAGAAGGAGACGCCUCUGGCUGGACCAGCGAGCAUGGAGACCCCAUGAGCCGGUCACUCUCACCUGUGGUCAGGCAGAGAUGGGGCAAGGGGGGGUAGGGGCAAUUCUUAUUGGAGCCGGACAGGCUUAGAUGACAUUGACCUCUUUGCCUCUGUUCCUCUCCAAGAAGCCUACCUUGCAGGGCUGCUGUGAAAGACAAACAUACCAAAGAUCUGCAAAGCAUAAAGAAUGAACAAAGUA